Molecule: messenger RNA, 297 nt
Organism: Colletotrichum lupini
Lineage: Eukaryota; Fungi; Ascomycota; Sordariomycetes; Glomerellales; Glomerellaceae
Exons: 3
Coding region: 1-297 (98 amino acids)
Source: RefSeq, a predicted model, not a curated record
AUGGAUAUCAGGAUGCCACCGUACUACAUGAUAAGAACAUUGUGGAUAGUGAAAGUUCACCCCACGAUCGGAAAAAGCAAAAUGGCCUUCCGGAAGGCAAAAAUGCUGAAGGGCUGCGUUGACUCAUGGAGGCCGCAGUCGGCAGGCCCUGAGUUUCCGCGAGGCAGCUCGCGGCAAGGAUGGCCCCCGGACCCUCCGCAGCUGACGUUCGGCGCAUACUUCGUAAUGUCUCCCGAGUUUGUCCCUGGGUUCAACGACUUCAAACGCUAUCUCAUGCAUCUUUACGGCACAGCUUAG